Babesia ovata is the source of this 420-nucleotide messenger RNA. RefSeq lists its product as uncharacterized. The transcript has a single exon. NCBI's taxonomy places the organism in Eukaryota, Apicomplexa, Aconoidasida, Piroplasmida, Babesiidae. The coding region runs from base 1 to 420 and encodes 139 amino acids. The record is from RefSeq and is a predicted model, not a curated record.
AUGCGUGUUCGUGGACUGCAUGUCGUCUUCACCGAUAUUUUUCUUGGAUGCAUCUACGCUGAUCUUCCAGACGUAUAUGAAGCCAUCUUCACUCGGGCACACGACGUACUCAUCGUUAUUGGCGAGCUGUGCCUUGAAUGGCAUUUUAACGUUGCGAUGCCCCUUGAAUUUUUCCAGGUCCAGAAGUUCGUCCUCUUCGUACGCGGUGGCCGUGAGCAGCCUUAUGCGGCAGUCGGACGUGGUUACCAGAAUGAGGUUUUCCCUCCUGCUCCAGUCUACGCCUGUCACGUUGGCCCCACUUGCCCAUUUUCCACGUCUGUUUCUGCAAUCAGCGUUUCCCACCGCCUUCAUCGUUUCGCUGUCGUAAAGCACCAGCCAUCCAGCCGCCGACUCUACGGCGAACGUCUGUCCAGUGGGUGA